This is a messenger RNA of Saccostrea cuccullata (small rock oyster), 2553 nucleotides long. RefSeq names its product short-chain dehydrogenase/reductase family 9C member 7-like. The coding region runs from base 104 to 1213 and encodes 369 amino acids. Lineage: Eukaryota; Metazoa; Mollusca; Bivalvia; Ostreida; Ostreidae. Gene Ontology annotation, cellular component: intracellular membrane-bounded organelle. Gene Ontology annotation, molecular function: oxidoreductase activity. The transcript is spliced from 7 exons. The record is from RefSeq and is a predicted model, not a curated record. Gene Ontology annotation, biological process: steroid metabolic process.
GAUACGUCAGGAAAGGUUCUGAAUGAUAUAGAAACGGAAAGUGAAAGUAGGAGCGGGGGAGGCAACCAACGUCAACAACAACUCGAACCUGCAACUUGAGAAGAUGAAGGUAGCUGAAUUCAUUGGUCUCCAGUUCUUUGAGUCCAUGUACCUGUUUGUCUUGUUCUGUAUCCCUAUAGUGGUAGCCCAGAAGUACAUAGGCACCAUAGUGCUGACAAUACUAAUUCUGCUGGCUGUAUCAACUUUUCUGAGAAAAUUAUUGUACAAGCCUAUUGAAAUUAAGGGGCAGGGAGUGCUCAUCACAGGUUGUGACACAGGGUUUGGUAAUGCCAUUGCCAAUAGAUUUGAUGCCAUGGGAUUCACUGUUUUUGCUGGCUGUUUGAAUCCUGAAUGUGAGGGAGCCAAACGCCUUAAGGAAAGUACCACAGGACAAAUGCAUAUUCUGAAGAUGGAUAUCACAGAUGAUGCUGAUGUGAGGUCAGCUCUGGAGUAUGUGACUAAGACAGACCAGGCUACUGGGUGUGGUUUGUGGGCAUUAGUCAACAAUGCGGGAGUCAAUUUCCUUGGAGACAUUGACUUUUGUACAAUGGAAAUGUACCACAGAAUUAUGAAUGUUAACUUAUUUGGAAUGGUCAGGACCACAAAAGCCUUCCUACCACUUCUCAGGAAGAGCAAAGGUCGUGUGGUAAAUGUUACCAGUGUUAGAGGGCGCUGUGUGUUUCCUGUGGCUUCAGCUUACACCAUGGCUAAGUUUGCAGGAGAAGCCUUCUCUGAUGGGCUGAGACUUGAGAUGAGGAAGUUUGGGAUGAAAGUGGUGCUUGUGGAGCCAGGAAACUUUGGAGGGGCAACUGGAAUGUUGAAUGAAAAAUCUUUAGCUAUAAUGAAGAGAGAUUUUAACACCAUGUGGACUGAGGCAGGAGAGGAGGUGAGGGAAACCUACGGUAAGGAGUACCUGGACCGUCUGUUUGAGGGAGCCAAGGGGACCUCCAGUACGUCAUACCCCACGCUGGGCCCCGUCUUAGAUGCCCUCGAGGAUGCCGUCAUCAACCAGAGCCCCAGAAUCCGCUACUUAGUGGAUGGAGGAAAUGGCCUAUUUGAUGUAUUCUGUAUGUUGGCGCGCCUGAAUUCGUUUUUACCAGAGGUUGUGAUGGACUGGAUGGUGUCUAGGCUGUUAUCUCGGGAACUCCCUCCCCUGAAAUCUGAACAAAAAUAGAAACAGAACGUCCAGAAAACGACUGAAAAACUUACAGCGAAUUGACAUCUUCUUUCAUUUUAAACACUAGAAUUUAAUGAAGAAAAUGUCAUUUUCUGAUCAUUUCAAUUUAUACAAGUAUCAGGUCUCUUUUUGACAAUCAGUCUUUUUUUUCACAGUUAGUGAACUUAAAUUAAAACAUGUAUCAGUACUUUGUCAUACAAUUUGUCUUCAAAAGUUAUAUAAGGAUUGGAAUUUAGUUUAACAUUUGUUAAGGACCACCUUGGUGUAAACUUUUAAUCACCUGUUUAUAAAAUAUUAUGGUAUGGCAAUCAUGUCCAUCCAUCUGUCUGACUUUCAAUCUGUAAGCUUAAUUUAAAAAAGUUUAAUCUGCUAUUACAUAAUAUAUUUUUUUCAUUUCUCAACAACCAAAUGCCGAGUAUCAUGUCUCAAUCAUUAUGAUGAAGGAUGCUGUUGUAUGGUUGCAUUUCCUUGAAAAACUGUAGAGAAAUCAACAAGAAUGCUUUUGUUAUAGCAUAUUCGUAAUACAUGUACAUAUACCAGGUACCAGUAGUUAUUUUCAUCUCCACUUAUGCAGUUAGAUUGUUAAGAUUAAGAAUUUUAACUGCACUGUAAGUUAUUGAAAAUAUUACAAUACAUACAUGGCAAUAUAUUUAAAAUUAUAACUACAAUUAUAAAUAGUUACAGCAUAGAAAAUGUACAUCAAAUAUAAGAAAUGAAGAAAUUGACAUCAAUUUACUAAGGUUUACAUCACUUAACAUGAUUUUCAUAUAUAAUUGCUUAUGAUAAAAAAGCAGUAAUAAUUGGGUGUUUUAUGUGUUGUGGCAGUGCUUUUUAUUUAUAUCUUUUAAAAUGUUCUCUUUUUUUCUUACCAAGUUGUGAACUUAGAAAUAAGAUGUGGGCAGGGUACUGCAAUGUUCAAAGUCAACUAUUUUUAUAUUCAAAGCAUAGUUAAAGGUCAUGUGCAAUAUUUUUAAAUCAAUUUCAGUUUUCAUUCACUGUACUAUUUAAGCUUUAUUGUGCCAAAGAUAUCUUAUUACUAUGACAUAAUCCUUCAUUUUGUGGUUGAUUACCGAGUCUUGUAAUGUGUCGCGGGGUUUUCACAUGCAAGCAUCAAUGACGUAAGACACCACCUCACGCCUUCCUUAUAGCAGUAUUUUUAAUAGUCACAAAAUACACUUAGGAAUAUUUAGGAAAUAAUCCACCGGUACUGGAAGUAUUCCAAUUAAGUGAAUCUUCAAAAGCGAGACAAGUUGAAGAAGUGUGAUACAAGUUUUACUGUAGUUUAAACUGCAUGUGUAUAUUGUUCAAUUGCCUAUUAAAGUAUAUGAUGCAAGAAA